Messenger RNA from Porites lobata, 852 nucleotides. NCBI's taxonomy places the organism in Eukaryota, Metazoa, Cnidaria, Anthozoa, Scleractinia, Poritidae. The record is from the annotation of a GenBank genome assembly.
AUGCUAGAGGAGGGCGAUUCAGUGAUGGCUGACAGGGGUUUUAACAUUAGAGACAUCCUUACAAAGAAGAAAGUUUAUCUUAACAUUCCUCCCUUUUCUAAAAAAGGUAAGAUUUAAUUGGUAUAUUUAACAUUUUCACUAAUAAGGUUUCCCAGAGUUCAACUGAUAAUUCUCAAUUUUAUACUAAGAAAAAGCUGUCAAAAUAUCACUUUAGCUUACCUUUGUAAUAACAUUAGACUUUAAAAGCCCUUAUAAAUGUAGGUACCAAACUAUGUAAUAUUCUUAAAAAAACACAUAUACCAUAAACUUAUGAUAAUAAGCCCUGGACUUGUAUUUGCUAAAAGGUUUUUUCGCAGGGGCUUAUUAUUGGAAGGAAUUUUGCAAUUCAAAAUGGGCUGGGCUUGACUAUAAAAACAGCUUAAACCACUAAGAUGACAGCCUACAAAAGCUAACCAUAACAGUCUAUGGGCUUAUAUUCGGGAUGGCUUAUUAUCAGGAGGAGAUUUGUGUCUGAUAUUUGGGGGGCUUAUUUUUGGGAUGGCUUAUUAUUAUUAUUAUUAUUAUUAAUUUUUUGGGUUUUUUUUUUUGGGGGGGGGGCUUAUUAUCGGAGUUUUAUGGUAUAUUUUUAUAAAUAAAACACAUUAUUUUUCAGGUAAACAGCUAUCACGGGCAGCCACAAAAAACACUCGUCAAAUUGCUAGAGUGCGAAUUCAUGUUGAAAGGGCCAUCGAAAGAUUGAAAGACUUCAAGAUAUUUCAAGGGAAUUUGCCUUUGACCCUGGCUGCACUUGCUGACCAGAUGUUGAUAGUCUGUGGAGCUCUUUGUAAUUUACUUAAGCCACUGGCCAGAUAA